AUGGAGCAUUCUCUAGGCGCCCUCUUGGCACAAAAUGACGACGCAGGCUACGAACAAGGCAUCUACUACCUAAGUAGAACCAUGCAAGGCACCGAACAGCAUUACCCAAUUAUCAAAAAGGAAUGUCUGGCCUUUGUGUUUGCCAUCCAAAAGAUGCGGCACUACCUGGUAGGCCAGACGAUCCACGUCAUCUCCCGGAUGAACCCCAUUCGAGUUUUCAUGACGCAGCCUGUAGCACUGAACUGGCGUCUGGCCAGGUGGGCACUUCUGUUGUCCCAAUACGACAUCCAUUUCAUGCCGCAAAAGUCAGUCAAGGGACAGGCCAUCUGCAAUCUUAUGGCUAGUCACCCACUGGGAGCGAAGGCCGACCUAUUUGAAGAUUUGCCUAACGAACCCCCCGAAGCCAACAUCACUUCAUCAUCAGAGGUUUGGCAAAUGUUCUUUGAUGGCGCGUCCCGCGCAGGCGCGAGCGGCUCUAUCGUUGCUGGAGUGGGGGUGGUCUUCACUUCCCCACACAACUACGUGUUACCCCGAGCCUUCUCGUUAACGGAGCCCUGCACCAACAACAUGGCUGAGUACAAUGCGUUACUCAUCGGGCUUGAAUUAGCGAAGGAAUUAGGGAUAAAGCGCCUCGAGGCGUAUGGCGACUCUUAG
This is a messenger RNA of Asparagus officinalis (garden asparagus), 654 nucleotides long. RefSeq lists its product as uncharacterized. Lineage: Eukaryota; Viridiplantae; Streptophyta; Magnoliopsida; Asparagales; Asparagaceae. Gene Ontology annotation, molecular function: nucleic acid binding; RNA-DNA hybrid ribonuclease activity. Bases 1 to 654 code for a protein of 217 amino acids. The record is from RefSeq and is a predicted model, not a curated record. The transcript has a single exon.